CUCUCAAAGUCUAGGGUUUUCAAUCCGGCUGCCGAUCGCUCGAAUUUCAAAACCCUAGCCCUAAAUUCUCUUCUCCUUCAAUUUCAAAGCUCCCAUCUUUUUCUGCCUCCCAGAGCUAGGGUUUCUUCAACAUCGAUCCAUCAUGGCAAUGCUGCCUUACCCUGGAAUCCAGUUUAAACCCAGUGAUGAUCUGCUGCUGACCUUCUACCUCCCCAAGAAGAUCGCCGGAGGACGAGAUUCGCUCGAGAUCCCAAGUUACCUUAUCUGCGAUUUCGAUGUAUAUUCGACCGAACCCUGGAAUCUCCCAGCUCGGGAUUUUCGAUACCUAACCGAUAACAAAGACAUGCUUUUCUUCUCCCCGAGACACGCAAUCAGCAGCAGAAAAGGUACGGCAAAAAAUGUGAAGCGUACCGCUGGCUGUGGUUUCUGGAACGGAAAAGGCAAAGAGCAAGAUGUCUUCUGUGGAUCUCGACGUGUUGGGUAUAAGACGCCGCUGACUUUUGUCAGUACCGAGGGGGGGAAAAGGAGGAAUACCAACUGGAUCAUGCACGAAUUUCAUCUCAAGCCUGCUCAGAACAGUAACAAGUUUGAGAGCAUGGUAAUCUGCAGAAUUCAUAAGAAGAAAACGAAGGAAGACAGAGAAGGAGGGGCAGAUGCAAACUCCGGUGUUGCAGCUUUUAUUGAACAAGAAGAACAAGGAACAGCAUCAGCGGCAACACAUGUAGAAGAAAGGCCUCUAAAGAGGAAGCGGGUGGAGGCUUCAUCAUCCUUACCGCCCUCGUCAUCAUCAUUGCCUGCAUUUCUUCCUUGCAAAGAAGCAGAAGCCUUCGAUCGGUUGAUUUCAACAAUGGAUGAAAAGCGGCAUACUGUUUUCGAACAAGAGGAAGAAGUGGAUGGAAGGCAGGUGACUGAGAUGUUGCUUAAAGAACACGAAGCAAUGACAAAUCAUUUUAAGGCAGCUGCUGAAUCUGGUGCUGCUACUUCUAUUUGUGAACAAGCAGCGACAUAUGUAGAGGACAGACUUCUAAAGAGGAAAUGGGUUGAGGGAUGCAGCAACUUCCACGAUACUGAGAAAACUUCCACGGUUAACACUGAAGCACCUUCUCAGCCCUCGUCAUCAUCUCCAUACUUGUCAUCAACAUGGGUCUGCGCUCCUGCUUUAGAUUCUUAUGAAGCAUCAUCCUCAUUGAUCGACAUUCUUCCACCAACAUCGCAGGAUCAUUGGACAUGGGAGGAUUUGGAAAUUGACGUUGGUACUGUCUCUUAUUUGGAUGAAUUGAUGGAAUGUUUCAGUGACUCUUGAAUUCUUAUUGUAACUGUUAUACUGUCAUU
Messenger RNA from Asparagus officinalis (garden asparagus), 1332 nucleotides. Its product is annotated as NAC domain-containing protein 89-like. Bases 143 to 1303 code for a protein of 386 amino acids. NCBI's taxonomy places the organism in Eukaryota, Viridiplantae, Streptophyta, Magnoliopsida, Asparagales, Asparagaceae. Gene Ontology annotation, biological process: regulation of DNA-templated transcription. Gene Ontology annotation, molecular function: DNA binding. The transcript is spliced from 2 exons. The record is from RefSeq and is a predicted model, not a curated record.